This is a messenger RNA of Amorphotheca resinae ATCC 22711, 1632 nucleotides long. RefSeq lists its product as hypothetical. The transcript is spliced from 3 exons. The coding region runs from base 1 to 1632 and encodes 543 amino acids. Lineage: Eukaryota; Fungi; Ascomycota; Leotiomycetes; Helotiales; Amorphothecaceae. Gene Ontology annotation, molecular function: transmembrane transporter activity. Gene Ontology annotation, biological process: transmembrane transport. The record is from RefSeq and is a predicted model, not a curated record.
AUGGCUUCUCUCGACGAGCAGAACCCCGAGAUGUGGCCACCAGGAACUGUGCGCCUCGAAGCUUUCACCGUGACCAAGGGGAAGGACAUCAUCCUCCAGCCACGGCCGAGCGAUGAUCCCAAUGACCCUCUCAACUGGUCGAACUGGCGGAAGAACUGGAACUUUGCCCUGUGCUCCUUCUACGCCAUGAUGGUCUUUGCCCUCAUCGACGCUGCAACGCCAACUUGGGGACCGAUGAAUGUGGAGCUCGGCUUCAGCUAUUCGAUUCUGAAUGAUAGCUAUGCCAUCGGCUGUGGGACCCUAGCCUUUGGGGCCUUCCUGCUCAUCCCCUUCGCGGUCAAAUACGGCCGUCGACCUAUAUAUGUUGUCAGCACUCUCGCGCAGUUCGCCGUCUCGGUAUGGUCUGCCAAGCUGGAGACCGUCGCUGAUCUGUUGCUCGUCAAUGCUUUCAGCUGUAUGGUUGGAGCACUGGCCGAAGUCAUCGUCCAGAUGACAAUCGCCGACAUCUAUUUCGUCCACCACCGCGGAUUGGCGAACACUGUCUACGUCUGGUUUUCCAAUUUUGGUUCCUCGCUGGCCCCCGUCGCCGCGGGAUAUAUCACCUUAUCCCAGGGCUGGCGCUGGGUCUGGUGGUGGUGUGCAAUCUUCUUCGGCGUCUGCGCUGUAUUGUUCUUCUUCAGCUAUGAAGAGACCAAGUUUAGCAACUCCCAAAUAACUGGGGUCUCACCGGAAAGCCAGCAAGAUCCCUCGACAGAAGCGGAUCACAAGUCUAGUAUCUUGCAGGAAAAGACUCUGCCGGUUGAAGAAGAAAGCCAAACGCAGGAUCUCAGCAUUCCUACUGUCAUCAACCCAAACAUCCCGCGGAAGACCUAUUGGCAAAGACUCGCGUUCGCAACCACUUCCACAGGCAGCUUCAAAGAUUUCGCCCGCCACGGCUACCAGCCCGCCGUCGUCCUCUUCACCUUCCCGGCCGUCUUCUACAUGUCGUGGGUCUACGGCGUCAUGCUCGCCUGGUCGACGGUCAUGGUCACGGUACUCUCCAGCACCAUGACGCUCCCGCCUUACAACUUCGACAGCGCGCAGAUCGGGCUCAUGAGCCUCCCCAGCUUCAUCGGCACCACGCUAGGCGCCCUCCUCAUCGGCCCCAUCUCCGACCGCUCGAUCCUCUACCUCGCGCACCGCAACCACGGCGUCUACGAGCCCGAGAUGCGCCUCUGGGCCAUGGCCCCCUUCGUCCCGUUCGUCCCCGCCGGCGCCCUCAUGUUCGGCAUCGGUCUGAACAACGGCCUGUCCUGGCCCAUCGUCGCCGUCGGUUACGCCAUUUGCAAUUUUGGCACCGCCCCCAUUAGCACUAUUGCAUUGACAUACAUCACAGAUUCCUAUACCGACAUCGUAGGCGACGCCCUCGUCGGCGUAACAUUCACGCGCAACGUCAUCGGGACGAUCUUCGUCUUCGCCCUCAGCCCCUGGGUCGACGCCGUCGGCAUCACGAACAUGAUCGUCACCAUCACUGUGAUUGGCACCGUGGUGCUACUCUUCGUCUUUGUGUUUAUCUUGUACGGGAAGCGGUUCCGCGUCAGGACGGCUGAGAGGUAUAGAUAUUAUGCGGGGAGACAGGUGGUUGGGAGAUGA